Pungitius pungitius (ninespine stickleback) is the source of this 2357-nucleotide messenger RNA. It is a transcript of the gene cdk2, whose product is annotated as cyclin dependent kinase 2. Gene Ontology annotation, biological process: G1/S transition of mitotic cell cycle; regulation of G2/M transition of mitotic cell cycle; regulation of gene expression. The transcript is spliced from 7 exons. Lineage: Eukaryota; Metazoa; Chordata; Actinopteri; Perciformes; Gasterosteidae. Gene Ontology annotation, molecular function: cyclin-dependent protein serine/threonine kinase activity; cyclin binding; ATP binding. The record is from RefSeq and is a predicted model, not a curated record. Gene Ontology annotation, cellular component: nucleus; cyclin-dependent protein kinase holoenzyme complex; cytoplasm. The coding region runs from base 600 to 1496 and encodes 298 amino acids.
GUCAUCGCCCUGUUACGACGUGACCCGAGAGGUUCGUUAGUUAGAAGUCUGCGUCUCUCCCGGCAUAGAACCACUCCAUAUCUAGACUACCAAAGAACCAAUAAUCUAACCUCAAUUGAGUGUAUUUGAAAAUAUUACAAGCUUUGACUUACUUGUUGGCACCAGUGGCAUUUCACAACAACUCCUGAAGACGACGGCUUUGAGGAGGACGAUUCGUAAAACACCCGGCGCCAUCAGCCGGUGUAUCCUGAAUAUAAAAACGAGCGCUGCUCAAGUAACGCGGGAAACGCUCUUGUGUUAGUUCAGUGUUUUCCAAGGAGGAGCAGCCGUUACUACAGAUACUUACGCAUUUCGUAGUUAUCAAAGAUAAUAAAUGACUUGGCCCAACAGUUUUACGUUUUUGCCCUGAUUCGAGAAACUGAAAAACGUCCUCAAAAGGACGCACCCGCCGUGGUCCAUCCGGCCCGUUUGAACCCAGAGUGAAUUAAGUUGUAUGUCGGUCUGUGUAGCUGCAGUUAGCUCACACACAAAGAGGAGAGUCCAGCUAACUAGCCAAACUACCAACACAGACCUCCUGCUCUAUCGAUUUUUGGGGGAAUAUGGAUACGUUUCAGAAGGUGGAGAAGAUAGGCGAAGGGACGUACGGAGUGGUUUACAAAGCGAAGAACAAAGUCACCGGAGAAACUGUUGCUCUCAAGAAAAUCCGUCUAGACACGGAAACGGAGGGUGUUCCUAGCACUGCCAUCAGGGAGAUUUCCCUUCUCAAAGAACUCAGUCAUCCAAAUAUUGUCAAAUUGCGUGAUGUCAUCCACACCGAGAACAAGCUCUACCUUGUUUUUGAGUUUCUUCAUCAGGAUCUGAAAAAGUUCAUGGACUCUUUCACAGUUGCUGGUAUCCCACUGCCUCUUGUUAAGAGUUAUCUUUUCCAGCUGCUUCAAGGCCUGGCCUUCUGCCACUCUCACAGGGUUCUUCAUCGAGACCUGAAGCCCCAGAACCUCCUCAUCAACGCCCAGGGGGAGAUCAAGCUCGCUGACUUCGGCCUGGCUCGAGCCUUCGGUGUGCCCGUCCGCACGUACACGCAUGAGGUGGUGACACUUUGGUACAGAGCACCCGAAAUCCUCCUGGGUUGUAAAUACUACUCCACAGCUGUCGACAUCUGGAGUCUCGGGUGCAUCUUUGCUGAAAUGCUCACCAAGAGGGCCCUAUUCCCCGGGGACUCGGAAAUCGAUCAGUUAUUCCGAAUCUUCCGAACCUUGGGGACACCUGACGAGACAGUGUGGCCAGGAGUCACAUCAAUGCCCGACUACAAACCAUCUUUCCCCAAGUGGGCGCGGCAGGAUUUAUCCAAAGUGGUGCCAAUUCUUGAUGAGGAUGGAAGAGAACUGCUUGGAGAAAUGCUGAAUUAUGACCCAAACAAAAGGUUAUCUGCCAAAAACGCCCUUGUACAUCGAUACUUCCGAGACGUCACCAUGCCAAUUCCUCAUCUGAGACUCUGAGUCGAGCUGAUCAUCGGUCCGUUUUAAUGCCAACAAUGUUGAAGCAAUAAGGACGCUCUCGCCACACCUUAUGACCACGACUGGAAUGGACAGAAUAAGUGGGCCCUUCAGGAUACAUUGGAUCUUUGACUGCAUAGUUAAUGAUACCUAAAACCAGCUUUCUAGCCCUACAGACGUCCCGAGAGUUUUGCUGUUUCUUCAGCAGUGAUGUUGUAAUAGUUAUGAAUGUUUAACUGUAAUUUCAACAUCAUUACAUUGCAGAUAUUUCUGUGCAAACUGCCAUCUUUGAUGUAAUUGUACAUGUUUGUGAUUGGGAUGCUGCUCUGACCAAGUUGGAGCGCAGGUCAGAUUGACUCAAUAUUUGUCCACUAUUUUAUUUCCCUGUUUAAAUAAUAUGUUUGUUUUGAGAAGUCCAAAUUCAAGUAGUCAAGUAGUUCCACUCAAACAUAAUUGAUUAAGUUUGUGGGAUAGUGCAAAUAACCAAUGUCAUGCUUUGUUAAGCUGAGCAGCAGCUGAUGUGACUUACAGUCGUCAUACAACCGUUUUUGUGCUAAAAAAACAUUCAACCACAAUCCAGUUCUUUUGGGUUGAUUUUCUGGGGUUUAAAUUCUUUACAGUUACCUCCCAAAUAGCCUGAAAUUAAUUCAUAACAGCACCUUUGGUUCUUUAACACACAAAAAUGUUUAUCGGUCCUUGAGGUUUGCUGGCAGAAUUUCUCAGCAAACUGAGUUGUCAGCGUUGUACAUACAGUACAUAAACUAUACUGUUGCAUCUUUCUUACUCUAGAUUUUAUUCAAAUGUAAUGAACCUUUUUUAUGGAUGUUGUUUAUUUACAGUUUGCUAAAAUAAACUUGCGUAAAC